Molecule: messenger RNA, 1755 nt
Organism: Zingiber officinale
Lineage: Eukaryota; Viridiplantae; Streptophyta; Magnoliopsida; Zingiberales; Zingiberaceae
Product: probable protein arginine N-methyltransferase 6
Exons: 14
Coding region: 218-1417 (399 amino acids)
Biological process (GO): peptidyl-arginine methylation
Molecular function (GO): protein-arginine N-methyltransferase activity
Source: RefSeq, a predicted model, not a curated record
UGUGCGGUCGUGUUCAUGUUUGACCACCGCUGCGUACCUACGCGUGGAUUUAAAACGGAAUCGGGCACUCGCGAGUCCGCCGAACUGAGAUCGCUCCCCCUAUUCGUUCCCCGUCUCGCCCGAGUGAGCUUCAAUCGCCGCUUCUCCUCGCUUCGAUUUCCCCGCCCUUCACUUCUUCGACGUCUCCUCGCCCUCCGUGCUCUCCCAGGGAUCGAGCAUGGAGGAUGAGCCGCAGAGUAAGAGGCGCCUCCUCCAACAAAAGCACACGGCGGCGGGGAUCCACGCGCCGCUUAGGGUUUUCCAUCCUUCAUCUUCGCCGAGGAGGGAGGAUGCCGAUCGGAGUUACUUCCAGUCCUAUUCCCACAUUGGUAUCCAUGAGCAGAUGAUUAAGGAUCGUGUUAGGACUGAUGCUUACAGGGAUGCAAUAAUGCGACAUCAGAAUUUAAUUUCAGACAAGGUUGUAAUGGACGUUGGCUGUGGGACUGGCAUACUCUCUAUAUUUUGUGCUCAAGCUGGAGCUAGGCGGGUAUAUGCAGUAGAAGCAAGUGAGAUUGCCAUUCAGGCUGAGAUUGUUAUGAGAGACAACAACCUAUCUGACAAAGUCAUCAUCCUCCAUGGGCGAGUUGAGGACAUUGAGAUUGAGGAAAAAGUUGAUGUGAUAAUUUCGGAAUGGAUGGGCUAUAUUCUACUGUAUGAGAGUAUGCUGACCAGUGUAAUCUUUGCUAGGGAUAAAUGGUUAAAACCUGGUGGACUUAUUCUUCCAUCUCAUGCCACAAUCUACAUGGCGCCAUUUACAUAUGAUGAGAUGUAUGAAAGCACCAUCAAUUUUUGGCGUAAUGUCUAUGGGAUUAAUAUGUCCGCAAUGAUUCCUCAUGCCAAACUGUGUGCAUUUGAAGAACCUGCUAUAGAAACAAUAGGCGGUGAAAAUAUUUUAACAUGGCCAUCUGAAAUCAAGUACUUGGAUUGUUAUACUGUUGCUGCUCGCGAUCUUGAAUCGAUCACCACAGAGUAUAGAUUUCGAUCUUUAGUACAAGCCCCUCUUCAUGGAUUUGCAUUUUGGUUCGAUGUUGAGUUCAAUGGUCCAGCAGUAGUACCUUCAGAAAGCCAUUCCCAACUCACUGAUGGAAGUUCAUCUUUCAACUCGUCAAAUGGUUCUAGCCACAGGAAGAAGCGAGUUAAAUCCGAUCAAGUAAUUGUUCUGUCCACUUCACCUGAAGAGGCUCCAACACACUGGCAACAGACUCUGCUAUACCUUUAUGAACCUAUUGAGGUAAAACAAGAUCAAAUCAUUGAAGGAUCGGUGACAUUGGCUCAGUGCAAAGAGAACUCGCGUUUUAUGAAUAUUCAGCUCCAGUAUCGGUUUUGCACUAGCAGUACUGGAGGUCAGUCUUUUGUAAAAGAAUCUGUAUUGCGAUGAUUUUUUCUGCCUGUCAUCUCUUGUUGGAUCCGCGGCUUUCUGUUUACACCAAAUAAGGCAGAAGUCCAUCAAUGCCUGCUAGAUUGUGGCUUCUGGUUGUAUUGGUGUAGCUUGGGUCCUGCAGGAAGAGAUUAGUGCCAGGCGCAACGUGUCCCGUCUUAUCAAUUGAAGCAAAUCACCCAAGCGUUGGGCAUUUUUGGAUAUAUAGAACAUUAGGGGAUAUGUGUACCUUGCUAUUAAUGUUAUUUCAAUAGAACGUCAGAGAUAUGUAGCUUUACUCUAUAUCAUUCAGUUAUUGUACUUUUUAUGAUUUUUAUCCAUCAUCAUAAAGUGAAAAA